UGGGGUGUUCUUAGCCUCUCACCAUUUAUAUUUUCUCUUUGCAACUUCAUAAAGUUUGUCACCUUAAUAUAAAUGUAUCAUUCUCCAAUCUUCCUCCUUAACCCCAAAACCAAACCUCUUAGCCUCUCUUUCUUUUUAUUUCUCUUUCUCUCCACCUUGAUGGCAGAAGAUCAAGGUUCACAUGCUAUAGACUUCCAUUUGGGAAACCAUUUAUUAGUUUCCUCCAAUUCUGAUAACUCGGGAGAAAGUAAAAACAACAUGAAGCCACUGAACCAACAAAAUGAAGAAGGUGAAGCACUCGUGAAUAAGAAGCGAAAUCGAGAGAUCGCGAGUGAAAAUGAGAAAGACAAUAUUACUAGCGAUGAAGGGUUAGAUGGAAAACAUCCAGAAUCUAAUAACGAAAUGUUUGACGACCUUCGUGGUUUGCUUCCGCAACUUCCUUCCGAGGCGGAUGAAGCAACCGUUAUUAAGGUAGCAGCUAACUACAUUAAAGGUCUGGAGGAAAGCCGCAAAAGGCUAGGGAAAAUAACUAAGAGAAUGUUCCCAUAUGUUUUCAAAGAAAUAAUGGGAACUUCAGAUACAAUUUUAAUCAAUGGGAAGAAGAAAUUAGAAUUUGACAAAGUAUGGACUUCUUCAAACAUGGUCUUGAACAUUCAUGCCAAUUGGGCCCAAUUCACAGUUUGCUCCGCCUACAAGCCACACCUCUUGAACACCAUCACUUCUGUGUUGGAGAGGCACAACAUAGAGGUCAUUGCUGCCAACGUUUCAUUCAAUCAUAAUGAAAAUGGAAAGACAUGCAUGAUUCUAGUUCAUGCAAAACAAGUUUCAGAUGAAAAUUCAGCUGAGGAGACUUACAAGGAUGCGUCUGGAGAGAUUUUCUCAUUGAUCUCUUAAAAUUAAGGGUGAUAAAGAAAUAAACUUGUAUUCUCAUCGUGUUAGAAAGCUUUAAUGCCUAAACUAGGACAGUUCUAAAGGCAACUGAAUAAAUGCUUUCACAUUAUGGUUUUUUUUUUCUUUUUGGAUCAGCAGUUUUCAUGUGUGUGGUUUAAGCGUGCUCAAGGUGAACCUUUGUUCAAUAAAUAAAAUAUAUCAAUCGUUGCUUGAAUUUAAA
This is a messenger RNA of Glycine soja, 1111 nucleotides long. RefSeq lists its product as uncharacterized. The transcript has 3 exons. The record is from RefSeq and is a predicted model, not a curated record. NCBI's taxonomy places the organism in Eukaryota, Viridiplantae, Streptophyta, Magnoliopsida, Fabales, Fabaceae. Gene Ontology annotation, biological process: endosperm development; regulation of DNA-templated transcription. Bases 73 to 894 code for a protein of 273 amino acids. Gene Ontology annotation, molecular function: DNA-binding transcription factor activity; protein dimerization activity.